AUGUUCGGAAAGUUAACUGGUUUGGUUAUAUUUGGAAUUGGAUUAUGGUUGAGGUUUGAUCCGGCAAUAUCAGAAUUUAUUGCAUUACAUGGAGGAUCGGACAAUUUCCAUAUAGUUUGUUACCUACUGAUUAUUGCCGGUGCCAUUAUGAGUUUUAUUGGUUUUCUUGGAUGUUGUGGAGCCUGGCGUUUAAAUCAAGGAAUGCUUAUCGCUUUCUUUAUUAUUCUAAUAAUAGUAUUUUGUCUACAAUUGGCGUGCGCAGUUGUCGCAUAUACCCAACAAGAUUUUAUACGACGUUAUAUUGAUAAUUCGAUGUAUGAAGCGAUACAAGAAUAUUAUGCAAUUAAUCCACAGUACAGAGAUACCUUUGACAGAAUACAGAAUGAAUUUCAAUGUUGCGGUGUAAAAUCGUAUCGCGAUUGGUUAUAUUCAUCAUGGAAUCGCGAUGUAGUCGGACAUAAUGAAUUGGGCAUCGGUCAUUCGUCUAUUGGUAAAGUACCUAAAUCGUGUUGUAAUGAGGAAGGACUUCGAGAUUACCCAACUAAUUGUGGAAUUAGUUUCGACAAGCUCGAAUUAUGGACAUACGAACCUUUCUUAAACACUAAGGGCUGCAGCGAUGCAUUAUAUGAUUCCACAUAUAAUAAUUUAAAUUUGGCCAUAGCGAUCAGCGUCAUUGUCGGUAUUUUUCAGCUAAUUGGGAUGUUUUUAUCGAUGUUAUUGUGCUGUUGGAUCAACACGAAAUCGCAUCGAAAGACGAGCAAUUUUUAG
Messenger RNA from Dracunculus medinensis (Guinea worm), 768 nucleotides. The record is from the annotation of a GenBank genome assembly. Lineage: Eukaryota; Metazoa; Nematoda; Chromadorea; Rhabditida; Dracunculidae.